Molecule: messenger RNA, 2875 nt
Organism: Lytechinus pictus (painted urchin)
Lineage: Eukaryota; Metazoa; Echinodermata; Echinoidea; Temnopleuroida; Toxopneustidae
Product: mitochondrial import inner membrane translocase subunit Tim21-like
Exons: 9
Coding region: 449-1165 (238 amino acids)
Biological process (GO): protein import into mitochondrial matrix
Cellular component (GO): TIM23 mitochondrial import inner membrane translocase complex
Source: RefSeq, a predicted model, not a curated record
GUUCGAAUUCUGGCAUGAGGUGUACGAAUUCUGGCAGGCUCGAAGCCUUCGGCGAUCGCCGCGCCACCCGAAACUUUCCCCAGAAAAUCCAAAUCGGACGGCACCUAUGGAAAGCUUAGAAUUUCGGCUACAUCGCAAGCCCAAGAAUGUAAGCCAGAAACACCGUAAAUACAUUUUAUGCGACCUUUAUUGAAAAGGUGUACGAGUUCUGGCGGUUAUACGGUAUGUCUGCUGUAGACAAAAUGGAAACUCCAGUGAAAUUUGAUUCAUCCCUGAAUACUAAGUCUGACUAAAGUCCCGAAGAGUAAAGGGAGCUCCGGCCCGCGAAGUGGGCCUGGGCCCGGGAUUUUGUGUCCGGGAUUGUGUGUCCUGGGCCUGGGAUUUGUGUGUCACGAUAGACAUUCAUCCAUAUAAUCGUAGAGUCAAAUGAGCAAAGCACAGAUUGAAGAUGUUGAAUGAAUUGAGUAUCAGAGGGACGCAAUACAUCUUGACCUCACUGUCAUACAGAGUGAUACAGAGGUGCACAUUAUGCAGUACGAGGCCUUCAGUGGAUAAAUGGCAGAGUCCAUAUCGACAAUUCACCCCUACUAGGCCAUAUUGUGUGAGGCAGAAGUUUCCAGAUCAGAAUGUGAUCUGUCAUCGAUGGUUCUCUACUACUACGAGGGGCACUCAACAGAGAAAAGCUGUGACAGAGAGAAAGACAGGCUCAGAUGGACAACAAUUAACUUUAGGAAAGAGAGUUGCACAGACAUCCAAGGAUGCAUCUUAUGCAGGUAUCAUUGUCUUGGGUGUUGGAAUCACAGGGCUAAUGUUUUACACAUUGGGGAAAGAGCUCUUCUCAUCAGAUAGUCCUAAUGGUAUUUACACAAAGGCCUAUAAAUCGUGUAAAAAUAAUGUAGAGAUUCAAGAUGCACUGGGAACACCCAUCAAAGGGUAUGGAGAAAUGACUAGGAGGAAACGUAGACGGCAUGUAAGCCAUCUUGAGUAUUCACAGGAGGGUGUUAACUUCAUGAGAAUGAAAUUCUAUUUAGAAGGACCAGAGAGGAAAGCUACUGUACACCUAGAGAUGAAACAGAAUGAGAGUGGCCGAUAUGAGUACAGGUAUCUGUUUGUUGAACUGGACGGCCAUCCCAAACGAACAAUCAUUCUCGAAGAUAACAGAUAAGACAAGAGGACAAUGGUCAAGUUUGGGAAAGUCCCACCGUACAAAAAAUGUUUUUUAAAAAUGUGGAUGUGCAUUAGCAUGAAAUGUCUUCCAGUUUCUUUUUAUAAGACAAUCCAGACCUUUUGCAUUUUCUACAGGGAAACUCUACAAUGCACCAAUUUCUUUGAAAAUGCAAGUCAAAUCACAGUGGAGAGCUGAGAGGCUUUUGUCGAAAAUUGGUGGACCGGGACAGCAUCGGAAUCUCUUGACUCUGGACAACAACAUAAUUGCAAUUAUUUGUCUGGUGCAAAUCUUCAGAUGAUCUGCUGUCCCAGUCUACCAAUUUCGACAAAAGCCUCUCAGCUCUCCAUUGUGAUUUUAAUCGCAUUUUCAAAGGAAUCAAUGCGUUGUAGAUAGUUUCUCUGUAGUAAAUGUAAAAACUACCUAUUGGCAGUCCUGGGGGAGGUAGCAGGUUGGGCUGCUCAAUAUUUUUGUACACAUGUAUGCUUGACCACAGGUUUCAAAACCACUUCACUUCGAAUCAUUAAUUUUUUUUUCAUUUGUCAAACUGAUACCCAUUUCACAUAUUUUCAUAUUUCUGUGUUCAUUUUACCCUCUUAUUGCCCCAAAUCAAGGAACACCCUCUACGUGUAGUUCCAUUUACUUCCCCUUUUCCCUUCAUUUUUUGCCUUUUUUUCCUUCAAAACAUAUUGUAAACAUUUUGAUGAGUUUGACACCCUAAAUGCACCACUCGCACAUCUCAUCUUAACCAGGAAAAGUUCCCCCCUUUUUUCUUGGAUUUUCUGGUCAUGCCUGUGUAUAACAACAUAGCGAGUAGUAACUCUCUCCCCCAUUACAUAGCAUAACUAUUUAUGUAGGGUAGAAAUGGGACAUACAACUGCAGCCAUGUUGGCUCAGUCAUUUCACCAUUGAUAUUUUCAUAGCUAAGAGAGAAAUCUAAUCUUGGUAAAGAAAAAGUGAUUCAUGUGAUAGCACAAAAGACAAAGAUGUGAAGAAAUGACCCCCAAAGAAAGACUGUAAAUUAUUGUCGAGGUUGGAAACAUAUCAGAUCUUAUGAAAGUUAUGGAUGUCAAACAACAUUAUCACCCUGGCCUAAUCCCGUCAGCCUUUCAAAGCACCCAAGCAUUUCAAAUAAUGAAUCGUGCCAGGUCCUGUUUACCUCACCUGGGUUGAGUGCAGCACAGUGGAUGAAGUUCUUGAACAAAAUAAUUGUCAUGAGUGCUAAUAUAAUGAAACUGCUGAAAUCUAUGUUAAACCCAAAUUAGCAGAGCUGUUUAGGAGAUCUAUAGUGACAAAAUUAGAGGGGGCAGCUCUUGCACUUGCCAUGUACCUAAAUAUCAUUAGUUUGCAGUUUGCUUUCCCUUUGGAUCAGCAAUUAACAAUCAAACAAAAAAAUAUAUUUUAGUUAUUUCAUGUAUUAAAGGAACGAUGGAGCAAAGUUUCUAUUUUCAAUGAACACCGAUUCUAAUUCUAUAAAAAAAAUUAUUCAAAUUAUAUUAUGUCUGCUUAUACCCCUUUUCUCUAUUUUGUUAACAUGAUAAUUCAAUACUUUUUUUUGUAAUUUCAAAUGUGAAAACCAUGCACUGAUAUGUCCAUCUUCAUCUGAUGUAAAAUGAAAAUGAAUUGUGGUGUAACUCAAAUUUUUGAAAGAGUGUAUACCAUUUUAUAGCAAUCAAAUUGUUUUAUAUUCAUAAAAAUAUUAAGACAAUA